AUGGCCAGCAUGGUCAAUAGCGCGAACGCGGCUAUAGCUACCGCCUCAAACAACGCGGCGAUUGCCUUGGCGAGUAUCUCAGGGAGCCUUGCUGCGGAGGCUUCCGCGGCGAGACAAUCUGCUGCAAUCGAACAAGCAAAUGCCAGUGCUGUCAGAGCUCAAGCACAAACUCAAGUGAUGACCUCUCAGGGCAACGCAGUCAGUGUGACACAGACAACCAUUGCGAUCGUCGCUUCCAUCGCGGGCACAUUCAUCUUGUCCCUGGUUGGCUUCAUCUUUUUCCUACGGAGUCGAAAUCGACAACAGCGACGGAGGAUCGCGGAGCUCAAAGGCACCAUUAAAAGACCUAUAAGUCCGACCGGCAGUAGCAAUAUGGUGUGGGAUAAUAAAGGAUGGCACCAAAGGUCAGAGAAAGAACCACAACGAGAACAGACCACCAGGCAACCUCCUGAGCCACAGCCUACGAUCGGGGUUGCGACAUCCUCCCAAACCGGCAGGGAAGUGAAAAGGAGCAGUAACUGGCCACUUUCAUCUAGCGCUCAAGAAUCGAAUCGGCCGGUAAUGGACCCUGCCAACGUUGACAUCGUGAAGAUUGGGCAAGCAGAAGGAGGCUCGGGUGCCAACGAGCCAGAGACCAUUUCGCAACAAGGGACCGGUUCAGGUUCUACGAAACAACCAAAUCUGUCACUAUUUCCGAAAAUUACUGAGUCAGGAUCCAAGACGAGCACUCCGGCUCAGGGGAAGGAAACUACUAAUACCAAGCAACCAAAUGUAAAUAAUCAAUACCCACCGAGAUAUAGCGUGGAGCCCGAGGGAGGCUCAAAAAACAUCAACAUGAUGUGA
Molecule: messenger RNA, 843 nt
Organism: Diaporthe amygdali
Lineage: Eukaryota; Fungi; Ascomycota; Sordariomycetes; Diaporthales; Diaporthaceae
Exons: 2
Coding region: 1-843 (280 amino acids)
Source: RefSeq, a predicted model, not a curated record